Messenger RNA from Odobenus rosmarus divergens (Pacific walrus), 1908 nucleotides. It is a transcript of the gene IL5RA, whose product is annotated as interleukin 5 receptor, alpha. Gene Ontology annotation, cellular component: external side of plasma membrane; membrane. The transcript is spliced from 12 exons. Bases 1 to 1908 code for a protein of 635 amino acids. Gene Ontology annotation, biological process: cytokine-mediated signaling pathway; immunoglobulin mediated immune response. Lineage: Eukaryota; Metazoa; Chordata; Mammalia; Carnivora; Odobenidae. Gene Ontology annotation, molecular function: cytokine receptor activity; protein binding. The record is from RefSeq and is a predicted model, not a curated record.
AUGCAGUUUUGUACUCCUGAAGCGCUUACUGCUAUAGUCGCGUUAUCACCUUUUACUGUUACAGUGCUCGCUGGAGAGAAAAACCCGCUGAGGACCCUGGCCUUGAAGUGGCGUGUCCCGCCUCUCACUCCAGGUGCCAGACCGAAAAAGCUUAGUGAGACCCUCGGGGGGCCGGCCACAAAGAACGGAAAGUGCCCGGGGAAGCCCGAUGAUUCAGCCUGCAGUUACUGGAACGUGGCAGGGACGCGGCCCCACGACCUGCACAUCGAGCUCUACUCUGCAGUGGAGAGAAGGCCUCUCACCGCUACAGGUUCGCACCCUCCCCAGGCGGCCCCCAUCGCCCCACUGCCCUCCCUGCGGCGCGCACCCGCACGCCCCCCGUGCACCCGCUCACCGGCCCCACCGCCGCCGUCGUCGCCGCCACCCCGCGCACUUCCGGACGGCGGACGCCGUGACGUCACCGCCGCGCGCCGGUCGUCAGCGAAUGGGGAAAUCGCAGCGGGGCGUGGGUGGGGCCCGAGUGGGCUCUCUCCGCGGCGCCUGCCUUUCUACUACCCGGCUAGAAGCAGAGCGCGGUUUUGCCGCGCUUCUGAAGGCAGAGUACACCGCAGGCGGUGUUCCUGGGGAAUUCGAGACACCAGGGAUGUGAUUAUCAUGGCACCUGCACUACUGGUUCUGUUGUGGGCUAUGGUGAUACCAAGAGCAGACUUACUUCCCGAUAAAAACUCUUUACUUCUCCCACCUGCCAACUUCACCAUCAAAGUUAUUGGUCUAGCCCAAGUUCUUUUACACUGGGAACCAAAUCCUGAUCAAGAGCCAAAGGAUGUCGAGCUAGGGUAUCACGUGAGAAUAAAUGCUCCUCAAGAAGAUGAUUAUGAAACCAGAAACACUGAAAGCAAACGCGUAACCGUUCUUCAUCAAGGCUUUUCAGCAAGUGUGCAGACCAUCCCAUGGAAUGGCCACUCCCUCCUGGCAAGCAACUGGGUUUCUGCUGAGCUUAAAGCCCCACCGGGGUCUCCUGGAACCUCGAUUGUGAAUUUAACGUGUACGACGAACACCACAUUAAAUAACUAUAAUCUCUUAAGGCCAUACCAAGUUUCUCUUUACUGUACCUGGCUCGUUGGCAAGGAUGCCCCUGAGGAUACGCAGUAUUUCCUCUACUACAGGUAUGGCUCCUCGACCGAAGAGUGCCAGGAGUAUAGGAAAGACACGCUGAAGAGAAAUAUUGCAUGUUGGUUUCCGAGGACUUUUAUCAGUAGCAGAGGGAGCGACUCCCUGGCAGUGCAUGCUAACGGCUCAAGCAAGCAUGCUACAAUCAAGCCUUUUGAUCAGCUGUUUGCUCUGCAUGCAAUUGAUCGAAUUAAUCCUCCAGUGAAUGUCACAGCAGAGACUGAAGGAACCUGUCUUUCUAUUCAGUGGGAGAAACCCAUUUCUGCUUUUCCAAAUCAUUGCUUUGAAUAUGAAGUGAAGAUUUACAACACAAGGAAAAAUUAUUUUCAGACAGAAAAAAUGACGACGAAUACAUUCAUCUCGAUAAUUGAUGAUAUUUCUAAGUAUUGCAUUCAAGUGAGAGCAGCAGUGAGUUCUGUGUGCAGACAGAUGGGGUUUUGGAGUGAGUGGAGCCAACCUGUAUAUGUGGGAAAUGAUGAUCAGAAGCUCUCCACAGAAUGGUUUCUCAUCGUGCUUAUGGCAACCAUCUGCUUCAUCGUGUUAAUUUUCACCCUCAUCUGUAAAAUAGGUCACUUAUGGACCAGGCUGUUUCCACCGGUUCCAGCACCAAAAAAUAGUAUUAAAGAUUUCUUUCUAAUCGUCAGACCUGAGAAAACCGUUUCCAACGAAACAGAAAUUGAAGUCAUAAGUUAUGUGGAAGAGCCUGGACUUGAGACCCUAGAAGAUUCCGUGUUUUGA